Pieris brassicae (large cabbage white) is the source of this 4173-nucleotide messenger RNA. RefSeq names its product E3 ubiquitin-protein ligase CHIP (gene STUB1). NCBI's taxonomy places the organism in Eukaryota, Metazoa, Arthropoda, Insecta, Lepidoptera, Pieridae. Gene Ontology annotation, biological process: protein quality control for misfolded or incompletely synthesized proteins; proteasome-mediated ubiquitin-dependent protein catabolic process; positive regulation of proteolysis. The record is from RefSeq and is a predicted model, not a curated record. The transcript has 7 exons. Gene Ontology annotation, cellular component: Z disc; cytoplasm. The coding region runs from base 226 to 1089 and encodes 287 amino acids. Gene Ontology annotation, molecular function: protein-folding chaperone binding; ubiquitin protein ligase activity.
UUCAUUAAAUUUUUUGUAUUGUUGGCGAUCGACGAAUGGCGAUUUCUCUUAGUAUCCAGUAAAAUUAAAUUAUAAAAUUGUUUUUAAACGACUGAUAAUUGCAAAUUUAAUAGGACCUGUGGUGUAUUAAACGUGUAGAGUUAUAGUUGAUUGGACAAAUAAAAAAAAUAUAAUGAAACUUAUCUAAAUCUUCAAUAUAGUCUGGUAAUCAUCUUAAAAAUUAAAAUGAGUAAGCAUAUGUAUUCUACUGCUAAUUUGACCGACAAAGAACUUAAGGAACAAGGAAAUCGACUCUUUAGCUUACGACGUUUCGAAGAUGCUAUGAAUUGUUAUACGAAAGCUAUUAUAAAAAAUCCUUCAGUUGCAACAUACUUUACAAAUCGUGCACUAUGCCAAUUGAAGAUGAAGAGAUGGGAAGCUACUUGCCAAGAUUGCCGUCGAGCACUUGACAUAGACAGCAACCAAGUAAAGGGCCAUUUCUUCCUUGGGCAGGCCCUAGUUGAACUUGAUUGCUAUGAUGAGGCUAUAAAACAUUUACAUAGAGCUAGUGAUUUAGCCAGAGAACAGAAAUUAAACUUCGGUGAUGAUAUAGCUGCUCAAAUAAGAAUUGCUAGAAAAAAGAGAUGGAAUGUUCAGGAAGAAAAGAGGAUAUCACAGGAGAUCGAACUACAGACAUAUUUGAAUAGGCUAAUUAAUGAAGAUUUACAUCGUAGAAUAGAAUCAAUAAAAUUAGACAACAUAAAUGAAGAAGAUACCAAUUCAAAAAUAACAAAGGCUGAAGAAGAAUGUAAUAACUACAGCAGCGAGUUAAAUAAUCUGUUUUCCAAAAUUGAUGAGAGGCGAAGGAAACGCGACGUACCGGAUUACCUAUGUGGCAAGAUCAGCUUUGAGAUAUUGAAUGAGCCUGUGAUUACGCCCAGCGGUAUCACAUACGAACGUAAAGAUAUUGAGGAACAUCUAGAGCGCGUUGGACAUUUCGAUCCAGUGACCCGUGUGAAGUUAACCGCCGAUCAACUUAUACCUAACUUCACUAUGAAGGAGGUUGUCGAUGCUUUCCUGCAGGAAAACGAGUGGGCACUCGAUUACUAAUAUUGAAAUUUUACGUCGUAUGGUAAUGGAAUGAUUGAUCUCGUAUAAAAAGGGAAUUUGUUUUGUUUUUAUUCAUUUUGUCAACACAAUUACAGUAUGAAGUUUUAGGUUAUUAUACUUGUUAUCAAUCUAAUACAAAGUCUGUAACAAGUCCAACAACAAAAUAGAUUUGUCCCUUAAAAAACCUAAUCAUCUUUGUCGAAUUGGUUACUUAAGGUGAUUUCUUAUAAUUCUGUUUUAAGUUCAUAAUAAAACAAUAUUGAGCUAUUCAUGCAGCUGGUUAAAAAAAUAUUAUAAUUCAAAUAUGGUGUAAUGAUUUGUAUCAUGUAUAUACAUAACAUAAAUAGAUUACAUUUAUUACAAGACAAUGUUAUCAUCUUAUUGCCAUCAUUUAUAAAAUAUGAAUUUAUCCAAUUAGUCAAUAUUUUGUUUUCAGUACAGCAUAGACAACAUUGUUAAAGUAGGGGCCAUUUUAAUAGAUCACAUUUGACACGUCAUCAAAAUUCAAUAACCGACGGUGUGAAAAAUAUUAUCAAAGUUAGAACUGCACUUUUAAUACUGAUAUUUAUUCUUAUAACGACAAUAGAAUGUCAUUUUACGAUUGACUUUGACAACACCAUAAACAAUUUCUGUUCUAAAGAGCGAACUGACGUUACAAAUGGACCUAAAGCCAAACAUGACAGAUGUCAAAUGUCAUCUAUCAACUCUACUGUAUAUAGUGAGAUUUGUAAGAAUUUCUUAUGAAUAAUGGGGUUAUUGUAAUAUAAAAAUAAUUAAAUUAAUGAAUGUUGUAGAAAUCUAAUCUGUUUGACUCAAGUCUCAAAUAAUUCAAUAGAUGUUUGCGUAUAGGAUGUAUUCGAAGUCCCCUUAGACGCAAAGGUUAAUUGUGUCUUAUAUUAAAUAGGGGUUAGACUGCAGUUAGAUGAUGUUUUAUUAUAGAACAUUUCAUAUUGUUAUACGGCUAUAGUAUUUUUACAUUUUGUGUAAUGUAAAAAUUUCGUCAAUGAAUUUUAGCAUUAUAAAACAAUCUAAAUGCUGUUGCAAUGAAAUUACCAAUCUGUCUUGACUAAUCUGAAAAUCAGAAUUGUGUUGUAAUCUACUCAUAAUUUGCUAAAAAAAUUAAAUACGUAUUAUUCACAUUACCUUAAUCGAAGAAAUUUUAUGUCACAAAAACUUUGUUAGUUUGGUAAAAUGUAAAAAAUAUUUUACGAUAUUUCAAUAUAGAUAUGUACGAUAUGAAUGAAAUAUAAAAUAAAAUUAAAAAAAAUACGGGUUUCGUGAAACGAGGCGAGUCUUGUAUAUUUUUUAAUUUGCUAAUAUAGAAGGAAUAACCUAAAAACGCAUAUCUUAACGUGAAAAUAAAUGAAAGUUUUACCACAUUAUAAAAAAUAUUUUUUAGUUAUUUAAAAGUACACUGUUCUUUAUUUCACGUAUAAGGCUAUAUUUAUGUAUUAUUAUGAUCCGAAUACAUUGUUUAUUAUUACUCGAUCUUUUAAAAUAGUUCCUCUUACGGUUAGAUUAGAAUAUAGAAACUAAGCUUUGGUGUCGGUUUUACGUUUACGUUGUGAUUUGACAUACUUAUCGCUAAGUCUCAACAAUGAAUCUAAAGGGGCUACACUAUAGACAAUCAGGCAUUCAACACAUUAUAUUCAUUAACUCUAUAGUUUAUGAAUCUAAUGCUUAGAUUCAAAGCCGAGACUUGCCGCACAGUAUAUAUCGUUUUAAUACAUUUUGAACUACGGAGGUCAUUUCACUCCUAUGACACUGUUUUAAUAAAGGAUAAAAUGUCGCGCUUAUUAUGAAAUUUUAGUUAAAGUUAUAAGGCUAGUCGGCUUAGUUGAAAGACUAGUGAUGAUGAAGGUAUAGAUUCAUUAAAGCAGUGUUGUAAGAUUGCUCUUGUUUCAUAUAAGACUUACGUUACUCAGAAUCGUUCAUUAUGUUACAACAUUAAUGAUUUUAAUGCCCGACUAUUAACUGAUCGUAAUGAACGACUCUAAGUACCUGUGAUAGUCUAUUAAAAUUAAGUGCAUAUUGAAACUUGUCUUUAUAUAUAUCUGUGGGUGUAAUUUUCUUGCCUAUUACGUUACACAUAGUUCUGUAAGUUAUGUUAUUAUGGUUAUUGUGUUUACGGGCUUGAGACAAGAUCACUCUUCGACGGGCGUGCCCCACUAACGCCAAACGAAGUUGUAGUCAUUUCCAGUGUAGAAAAUUGAUUUUGACUCAAACUCCACGUAAAUUUCGUGUAAAUUGAUCAAAACACCAUCUAUUGGUACAAUAUGUUGUAAGACAUUAAUUAUACUGAGUAAGAUGGCGCUGUUUUAAAAACUCUAUAUUACAAGUCUUAUUGACAUUUUAUUGGGAAAAUGUUUUAUUUAGUUUUUGUGCAUUAUAAAUCCAUUAGUACGCCUUGAGGCUUUAAUUAAUGUUUGUUUUUUUACUAUUGUAUUACGAACAAAACUUCAUAAAUCUAAAUAUAAAAUACAUAUAUAGCCUCAAAUAGUUAUCUAAUGGUUUGUCGUUUUCAUUCUUGUGUCACUUUUCACAUAAAUAAGGGUAAUUAAACAUUCUUUAACUAACUGAAGUUGUGUGUGUCUUUAAAUUAAUAAUGAUUUGGCUUGGCUUUAGUGCUUGGGUAAAAUUAUUCUUACCUUUUUAACUAUUGAUAAGAAAAUUAUAAAUUAAAUAUUCCAUGUUUCAUUUAAAGUAAUAUGUUUGAUCCUAGAUGUUAUAUCGAACUUUUUGUUCUGUGAUACGUAAAUUUCUCCCAAACGUCCUUAAAAUUAAACGUAGAAUAAAUAUUACCCAGUUCUUUUUUCUAAUUACGGUAACCAUGGUAACGAGCUAGGUACAGUCUAUGUAUUAUAAUAAGGACGGCGACAUUAGACGUAUUGCUUGUAAAGACGUCAUUUAAAAAGCGACGCUUAUCAAUGGAAGAUGUAAAUAUAAAUUAACUUUACGUUUUAAUAAUUAUCAUUAAGUUUGCAAAAAAAGUUGCCCUAUUGUUAGUACUACAUUAAAUAGUAGUUAUCUAUAAAUGAAACCAGGUCGUGACUAUGUAUUCAUUAAGUAAAUGUUGUUUUGUAA